Salvia hispanica is the source of this 3366-nucleotide messenger RNA. Its product is annotated as homeobox-leucine zipper protein ANTHOCYANINLESS 2. The record is from RefSeq and is a predicted model, not a curated record. Lineage: Eukaryota; Viridiplantae; Streptophyta; Magnoliopsida; Lamiales; Lamiaceae. Gene Ontology annotation, molecular function: DNA binding; DNA-binding transcription factor activity, RNA polymerase II-specific; lipid binding. Gene Ontology annotation, biological process: regulation of DNA-templated transcription.
UUGCAUCUUUUAUCUCUUCACUCUCUCUCUCUCUUCAAUUGUUGUUUUCUUCUCCUUUUCUGAGCCCAAAAAUACAAAUCCCUUUUCAGCCCUUUUUCUCCCUCUCUAUCUCUCUUUUGUUUUCCUGCUUUUGUUGCACAUGAUAAGUUGCUUUCCUGCAAGUCAAGCAUGCAGAUAUUGAGAUAACUGUGAACACCAUGAAAAGCCCCUUGUUUUAAAACUAGGUCUUUCUUCCCCAAUUUCCUCAUCCCAUUUGAAAAAGGUUGAAUUUUUUUUGGUGGGAGGGUUCUUGAUUUAGGGGAGAAGAGAGAGGGAUAGAGAAGGAAGAGCUAAGCAGCAAAAAACACAAGGGUUUUUCUUUGCUUGCCUUCUUUCUCUCUCUUUCUCUCACUAAAAUCACCACACAGAGAGAGGCAGCAGGAGACAUUUGGAUUUGGGCCUUGUGUCUCUUCUACCUCUCUUCUUCUUCCUUCUUCUUUCGUUUUGACUUCCUGCAAAAAAAAACACUGUACAUUUCAUAUUGAAACAUUUUCAUAUAUUUGUCUCUCUCCAUCUCUUUGGCUUCUUUCCUGGUCAGUCCAAACGUUGCGAGGAAAAUCUCAAAAGAGGGAUUUUUAUUUCAUGAAUUUUGGGGAUUUUCUUGAUAACAAUUCUUGUAGUGGCGGCGGCGCAAGAAUUGUUGCGGAUAUACCUUACAACAGUAACAACAGCAUGCCCGCCGGCGCAAUCGCUCCGCCUCGCUUCCUCGCGCAGUCUCUCUCUUCCAAGCCCAUGUUCAACUCCCCCGGCCUCUCUCUAGCCCUUCAAACGGGGAUGGAGGGGCAAGGGGAGAUGGCGAGGAUGGUGGAGAACAAUGAGCUGAGCAAUGUUGGUGGGAGAAGGAGCAGAGACGAAGAGCACGACAGCAGAUCUGGCAGCGGCGACAUGGACGGCGCAUCCGGCGAUGAUCAGGACGCUGCCGACAAGCCGCCGAGGAAGAAGAGAUACCACCGACACACUCCUCAGCAAAUCCAAGAGCUCGAGUCUCUGUUCAAGGAGUGCCCCCACCCUGAUGAAAAGCAAAGAUUGGAGCUUAGCAAACGCCUUUGUCUCGAAACUAGACAGGUCAAAUUCUGGUUCCAAAAUCGACGCACUCAGAUGAAGACGCAGCUCGAGCGGCACGAGAACUCGAUUCUCCGGCAAGAAAACGACAAGCUCCGGGCGGAGAACAUGUCGAUAAGGGAGGCGAUGCGCAACCCCAUCUGCACAAACUGCGGUGGCCCCGCCGUGAUCGGCGAGAUAUCUCUCGAGGAGCAGCACAUCCGGAUCGAGAACGCCCGCCUCAAGGACGAGCUCGACCGCGUCUGCACCCUCGCGGGGAAGUUCCUCGGCCGCCCCACCCCAAGCUUGGAGCUCGGGGUGGGAGGCAACGGCUUCACCCCCCUAAACACAGUCAUCCCCUCCGAUUUCGGGGUGGGGAUUGCCAGCCCCCUCCCUGUGGCCACGCCCAAGGCCGCGGGGAUGAGCGUGAACCCGAUGGAGAGGUCGAUGUACUUGGAGCUCGCAUUGACAGCCAUGGAUGAGUUGGUGAAGAUGGCUCAAAGUGAUGAGCCACUUUGGAUUAGGGGCUUGGAUGGUGGGAGGGAGAUGUUGAAUCAAGAAGAGUACUUGAGAGGCUCCUCUCCCUGCAUCGGGAUGAAGCCGAACGGUUUCGUCACCGAGGCUUCUAGGGAGACCGGGAUGGUCAUCAUCAACAGCUUAGCUCUCGUUGAGACAUUGAUGGACUCUAACAAAUGGGCAGAGAUGUUUCCUUGUUUAAUUGCAAGAACCUCAACUACAGAAGUGAUCUCUAGUGGCAUGGGAGGAACAAGGAAUGGUGCACUUCAACUGAUGAAUGCUGCAAUUCAAGUUCUGUCGCCGUUGGUGCCGGUGAGGGAGGUGAACUUCCUCCGGUUCUGCAAGCAGCACGCCGAGGGCGUGUGGGCCGUCGUGGACGUGUCGGUCGACACCAUCCGUGAGGCUCACGUCGGGGCAGCGUUCCCAAGCAGCCGGAGGCUCCCCUCCGGUUGCUUGGUGCAAGAUAUGCCUAAUGGCUAUUCCAAGGUUACAUGGGUGGAACACAUCGAGUACGACGAGAGCGUCGUCCACCAGCUCUACCGACCCCUCGUCAGCUCCGGCAUGGGCUUUGGCGCCCAACGCUGGGUGGCCACCCUCCAACGCCAAUGCGAGUGCCUCGCCAUCCUCAUGUCCUCCACCGUCCCCGCCCGGGACCACUCGGCGGCGAUCACGGCGGGCGGGAGGCGGAGCAUGCUGAAGCUGGCGCAGCGAAUGACGAACAACUUCUGCGCGGGUGUGUGCGCGUCGUCGGUGCACAAGUGGAACAAGCUGAGGACCGAGAACGUGGACGAGGACGUGCAGGUGAUGACUCGUAAGAGCAUAGACGACCCCGGGGAGCCGCCCGGGAUCGUGCUGAGCGCCGCCACCUCCGUGUGGCUCCCCGUGUCUCCUCAGAGGCUCUUUGACUUCCUCCGCGACGAGCGCCUGAGGAGCGAGUGGGACAUACUCUCCAACGGUGGGCCCAUGCAGGAGAUGGCCCACAUUGCCAAGGGCCAAGACCAUGGCAAUUGCGUCUCUCUCCUACGCGCUAGUGCCGUGAACUCGAACCAGAGCAGCAUGCUGAUACUUCAGGAAACCUGCAUCGACUCGGCCGGUUCGCUCGUUGUGUACGCGCCGGUGGACAUCCCCGCGAUGCACGUGGUGAUGAACGGCGGGGAUUCGGCCUACGUGGCGCUGCUGCCGUCGGGGUUCGCGAUCGUUCCGGAUGGGAAUGGGUCGGGCGAGGAGGGGUCGCUGCUGACGGUGGCGUUUCAGAUUUUGGUGAACAGCCUCCCGACGGCGAAGCUGACGGUGGAGUCGGUAGAGACGGUGAAUAACCUAAUCUCCUGCACCGUUCAGAAGAUCAAAGCCGCACUGCAAUGCGAGAGCUGAUUUGUUUGUAUUUUGGUGAAAAUUUUAGUUUUAUCUAUUUUUUGUGUGAGCCAACAUUUUUAACUUUUGCUUUUAUGGGUUUUUUUUUUUGUUAAGAAAGAAUUCAAUUAGGUGGUUUGAAAAUGCGAGGGCUUGAUGUAAUUUGAAAAUGGUUUGUUAAUUUGUCUAGCUACUCGAAGUGUAAUGACUUGAAAUUGAGGGGGUGAGUCAAGAACGAACCGCGCUCGAGUGUGGUGGCGGUGUUGGUGGUGGGAGGCGGCAGCCCCACUGCGGUGUGGCGGCGGUAUCAGCAAGGGUGGCGGUUCGGGUAUUGACUCAGAUGUUUUGCCCCUUGACUUGAGUUUGUGUGGAAUGGAUUUUUUCUAUAUAGUAAAAACUGGUUUUCAUUUAUUUUUACCA